Messenger RNA from Vanessa atalanta (red admiral), 2390 nucleotides. It is a transcript of the gene ETHR, whose product is annotated as thyrotropin-releasing hormone receptor. The record is from RefSeq and is a predicted model, not a curated record. Gene Ontology annotation, cellular component: plasma membrane. Bases 304 to 2013 code for a protein of 569 amino acids. NCBI's taxonomy places the organism in Eukaryota, Metazoa, Arthropoda, Insecta, Lepidoptera, Nymphalidae. The transcript is spliced from 4 exons. Gene Ontology annotation, biological process: G protein-coupled receptor signaling pathway. Gene Ontology annotation, molecular function: G protein-coupled receptor activity.
AGCGCCGAGUGCGGACGUGUUAGAACUUAACGCUCAACGAACCAAAGUUUCCCGCGCGAAAGUUUCCGAUCCAUUGCUGAACAAAGUGACUCAAUAUAAUUUUAUGACCGUGUUAAAGGAGUGUUUUAAAUACGUUUUUAUUAGUGCUCCCGUGUUCCGUGAUUAAAACUUGCUUGGCCGAAUUUUUUGAUGCACAUCACGAAAAGAAUUCCUUUGACGUCAGAACUCAAACUAAACUGAAUCGCCAAAGAAGUGGAAAGAAAAAUGUGAAGCUCACAUGUCCACCCACACUCUCGCACGCACAUGAUUUCAAUAGCGAAUUUCACGCACACGAAUACCCAAACACCGAUACAGUACAAUACAAACACAUAUAAAAAUGCCACACAAAACCCCCGCGACAAUCCCGAAAACUUAUUCGAGAGAUUCGAAUUUCAAAAUGCUACGUUCCCGAAUAAUUCGAUAUCGAAUUCAACGUUCGAAAUGUCGAAUAACUUUACCGAGUACGCUGAAAUACCGUAUUAUAUAAAGGCGACAUCGAUGACGUUUUGCAUAGUGAUAAUGUGCUUGGGCGUGAUAGGCAAUGUGAUGGUGCCCAUAGUGAUAUUAAAGACUAAGGACAUGAGGAACUCCACGAACAUUUUCCUGGUUAACUUAAGUAUAGCGGAUCUGAUGGUGUUGCUCGUCUGUACGCCGACUGUGCUGGUUGAAGUCAACUCGAAACCUGAGACGUGGGUGCUGGGGAAGGAAUUGUGUCUCGCAGUUCCAUUUGUGGAGCUGACGGUGGCGCACGCAUCAGUACUUACUAUAUUGGCGAUAAGCUUCGAAAGAUACUACGCGAUAUGCGAGCCGCUCCGAGCCGGAUACGUCUGCACGAAGACGCGUGCCACGCUUAUAUGCGCACUGGCGUGGUUCUUUGCAGCGUUAUUUACUAGUCCAAUCCUGGCAAUAGCUGAGAUGCACUCCGUGACGAGACAAGAUGGAACCUCAUACCAAUGUCUCACUCAAGCCGUCACUUUCUGGCAAAUCACAUUCUUUGUUAUGGUCAUCAUAAUCCUCUAUCUCCUGCCUUUAAUCAUCCUUAUUGUUCUGUAUACGGUUAUAGCUAAAAAUUUAAUAUCGGCCGCUUCUAAAGUAGUUCUAAAUAAGACUGUAGAUCCUUAUAAUACAAGAGCGAGAAAGCAAGUUAUCCUGAUGCUUGGUACAGUAGUUCUAUGCUUCUUCCUCUGUUUAAUGCCGUAUAGAGUACUUGCUCUUUGGAUUAUUAUAACACCAUCUGAACUAUCAGACAAUAUUAGCCCAGAAAAGUGGUACAAUUUACUUUAUUUUUCUAGAAUUAUGUUGUACAUAAACUCUGCUAUUAAUCCUAUCUUAUAUAACCUCAUGUCUUCUAAAUUUCGUAUUGGCUUUUGUAAAGUAUGCAUCUGCUACAAGAGAUCGUCGGAAAGAACCCAAAACAGACGUGCUCAUAGAACGGUAACUAAUGGUUCCACUACAAGCAGCAGUUUAUCGAGGACAACCAAUAGUCUUAAAAAGCUGUUUACACACAGAAGUAGUUUGGAUAGAAGCGAGACAGAAGCAGAUAGCAAAGAUGACAAAGAAGCAACGGCUAAACCCAAUAGAUUUUUCGAUAGAAUGUUUACAAGCAAACGAUUUGUUCGACAGCAAUCGGCACCAGUUUGUUCCAAUCCAAAAACGAAAGUCAUUACAAGAAUGAAAAGUGAAGGCAGUAUGCUCGAAUCAGAAGAUAAGAACAGAGAGUUCGGAGAUACCGCAAAAUUUAUAGGACAUUCCAAUAUUAGUGCUAAAAAUAGGUUGGAUAUUGAAUUGGAACAGUCCACUCGUAACCACGGAUCGCUGAGGCGUAGUGUUUUAAUAAAUAGUGCAAAAGCGAGGAGUGUGGAGGGCGACCCUAAUAAAAAGUUUGUGUCUUACCAAAAGAUAAAAGUUGAUUGCGUCGUCGGCUUCCAAAAGUCUAAGAGUGUGGAUUAUGAUUUUCCAGAGAGUUUCGUGUGAUUGAUAUAGUUUUGUAUAGAGAAAUUUAUCGUGUGAAGUUUAUUCAUAAAAUUGUUGAAUAAGGCAAAAUGGGAUUUUCUGAAGUUUUGCUUUCAUAUACGAACAGUUUUUUCUUAAUAUUUCUUUGUGUGGACCAAAUGAACAUCGAACGGUGUAUCAAUAUUAGUUGAAAUGUCGUUUAGUGAUUUUAAAGCCAUUACUGUGCCAAAUAAGUUUUAUACAAAGUUGAAUCGAGUAUAUAGUUUAAACGAAUGAUUUUGUAAAUAAAAUAUUUAUUCUUAGAGAAUUAUUGUGUAGUUACGAAGCCUGAUGUAAUGCCUAAAUUUAAAUAUACAAAUGUAUGAUGUUAAGGGAAUAAAUAAUUUUACCAUGACCAG